Molecule: messenger RNA, 5427 nt
Organism: Ornithorhynchus anatinus (platypus)
Lineage: Eukaryota; Metazoa; Chordata; Mammalia; Monotremata; Ornithorhynchidae
Gene: CDC73
Product: cell division cycle 73
Exons: 17
Coding region: 86-1681 (531 amino acids)
Biological process (GO): positive regulation of transcription elongation by RNA polymerase II; transcription elongation by RNA polymerase II
Cellular component (GO): Cdc73/Paf1 complex
Molecular function (GO): RNA polymerase II complex binding
Source: RefSeq, a predicted model, not a curated record
CGGUCCGGUCCGGUCCGGUCCGUUUCGGUCCGUCCGUUCCUCCGGGGCUCCGGUCCUCGGGCCCGGCCGCCGGGCUCGGGGGAAGAUGGCGGACGUGCUGAGCGUCCUGCGCCAGUACAACAUCCAGAAGAAGGAGAUCGUGGUGAAGGGGGACGAGGUGAUCUUCGGGGAGUUCUCCUGGCCCAAGAACGUCAAGACCAACUACGUCAUCUGGGGGACAGGGAAAGAAGGCCAGCCCAGAGAGUACUACACUUUGGAUUCUAUCCUGUUCCUGCUGAAUAAUGUGCACCUUUCUCAUCCCGUGUAUGUCCGGCGGGCGGCUACUGAAAAUAUUCCUGUGGUUAGAAGACCUGACAGAAAAGAUCUACUUGCAUAUUUAAAUGGCGAAACAUCGACGUCGUCAAGUAUAGAUAGGAGCGCGCCACUGGAAAUUGGCCUUCAGCGGUCCACGCAAGUCAAAAGAGCAGCGGAUGAAAUACUAGCGGAAGCAAAGAAACCAAGAAUCGAGGAUGAAGAGUGUGUACGUCUUGACAAAGAGCGAUUGGCUGCUCGCUUGGAAGGUCAUAAGGAAGGGAUUGUGCAGACAGAGCAGAUUAGAUCAUUGUCUGAAGCUAUGUCUGUGGAAAAAAUCGCUGCAAUCAAAGCCAAAAUCAUGGCUAAGAAAAGAUCGACUAUCAAGACUGAUUUAGAUGAUGACAUAACUGCCCUUAAACAGAGAAGUUUUGUUGAUGCAGAGGUGGAUGUGACCCGAGAUAUUGUUAGCAGAGAGAGAGUAUGGAGGACAAGAACUACUAUUUUGCAAAGCACGGGCAAGAAUUUUGCCAAGAAUAUUUUUGCAAUUCUUCAGUCUGUGAAAGCCAGAGAAGAAGGCCGAGCCCCUGAGCAACGACCAGCUCCAAACGCAGCACCAGCAGACCCUACGUUACGGACCAAGCAGCCUAUUCCAGCGGCCUACAACAGAUACGAUCAGGAAAGAUUUAAAGGAAAAGAAGAGACGGAAGGCUUCAAAAUUGAUACUAUGGGUACCUACCAUGGAAUGACCCUGAAGUCUGUAACUGAAGGCGCGUCUGCUCGCAAGACUCAGACCCCAGCAGCACAGCCGGUGCCACGACCAGUUUCCCAAGCAAGGCCUCCCCCGAAUCAGAAAAAAGGAUCUCGUACACCUAUCAUCAUUAUUCCAGCAGCUACCACCUCCUUAAUAACUAUGCUUAAUGCAAAAGAUCUUCUACAAGAUCUAAAGUUUGUCCCCUCAGAUGAAAAGAAAAAACAAGGUUGCCAACGAGAAAAUGAAACGUUAAUCCAGAGAAGGAAGGACCAGAUGCAGCCAGGAGGGACUGCAGUUAGCGUCACAGUUCCCUACCGUGUGGUAGAUCAACCCCUCAAACUUAUGCCCCAGGACUGGGAUCGUGUGGUGGCCGUUUUCGUACAGGGUCCCGCUUGGCAGUUUAAGGGCUGGCCGUGGUUAUUGCCCGAUGGAUCGCCUGUUGAUAUCUUUGCAAAAAUUAAAGCGUUUCAUCUCAAAUACGAUGAAGUGCGUCUUGAUCCAAACGUACAGAAAUGGGACGUAACAGUAUUAGAACUGAGUUACCACAAACGACAUUUGGACAGACCCGUGUUCUUGCGUUUCUGGGAAACAUUGGACAGGUACAUGGUAAAGCAUAAAUCCCAUUUGAGAUUCUGAAACAUCUGGCUGCCGUUUCGUUACCUGGAAAUUUGGAUAAAGAAGAAUGGAAAUGCUCCAGUCUGCAGACGAGCGCUCUUGAUUUAUGCAUUUAUCAAGAACUUUACGGAAUGAAGAAGGUCACAAUUAAUCUUUUCUAAGACCUCGUUUGAUGCUUUGAGCUUUGGCAAGCUCAUCCCUGUCGUCGUCAUAAGCAAAGAUUUUGCUUACAACUAUUUUUUUAAAUAAUAUUAGCCUUCUUAGUCUGCAAUGGAAAUUGUAUAUUUUGAUAGCAGUUUCCCCCCCCCCCCCCUUUGGUUAAGUUAGCCACACUUUGAAAAAAAAAAAAAUGUUCUUUUCUCUAUUAGACUACAAAAGCAGGUUACAAAUGUGUGUAUAUAUAGAUGUUACGAGGCCUUCUAAGCCACUUUGCUUCUGAUUUUUCUGGUUUUCUUCGCUCCAUUGUUUCACUUAUGAAAAUACUAUGUUGUGAAUGAAAUUAAAUUUUAGUCUCAAGGACUUGCAAAGCAAAGUGAAGCGGCUGUUUUGAAUGACUUGAAAAUGUCAACCUGUAAAAGUUCUAUAUGUUCUGGUUUUGCUUAAGAAAGGUGAUGAAAAAUCAAAACCAACGCAGAUGAAAAUAUUCAAUUUAUUUAACCAUCUUCACAUAUGACAAAAUUGAAUGAACAUCCAUUUUUCUGGGGACUUUGGUGAUUUAAAUUUUUUAUUGCAUUAGUUAUGGUGCCUUUCCCAUCGAAGAUCUUACCAGCGUGUAGAUUCCAGCUGAAGAGGUUGAGAAAACAUUUCAUUUUGUGAAGCCGAGUGAUUGCGGGGGAGGGAAAGGACUUGAAAGUAUGACAGCCAUAGAGACACUGCGACAGUUAACCAAAAUUUUUCUCAGAAAGAGUGCAGGUAUUUUUCAGUCCCUUGUUUUUAAAAAAUAUUGGUUUAAUCGGAGCGCCUCAACUUCCUGGAUUUUCCGCACCAUUGACGUCAAGUAAACUGCUCUCAGGCACCAAAGAAUCCGUUUGCUUAAUCAAGAAUAUGAUCAGAACUUAGGCAAAGAACCCUGCUAUUUUUUUUUCAUUCACUUUUCCUGGUCUCAAAUGGGUAUAAAACAUAUCCAUUUGGAUUCUGGGGUGUAAAUGUAUUUUCUCAGUUUUUAACCUUUCAAGUUGAACUUAGACAUUAGAUAUAAUUCUGCCUGAAUUUUGUUUUGAUUCUGCAUCAAUUUGUAAUCUCCUCUUUAUAAAAUAUUUCUAGGUCAUUUUUUUUUUCUUUCUCUAAUUUCCCCAACUAUCUUUCUGGAGCUAGAAUGACUUUCUCUUAUUUAGGAUUUUCAUCCGUAUGUGUUCCUUUUGGAAAUACAAGUAUAUAGGUUAGGUUUAUGAUUCCAUUUUAUUUUAUUUUAUUUUUUUAAUUACAAGCAUCCUCACCAAAGUUGGGGGAGUGAAAAAAAUGUCAUCAAUAUUGUAGUCACAGAAACUUUGGAAUUGCAUUUUUAAAGAUGAUUCUUACUGUGUUUUGAGAAAUUAAUUUGUAUUUAAGAAGCUUGGGUUGAUUUUUUUUCCCUUCUUCCCCAAGUACCUCAAUAUUUUUCACAUAACCCCAAAUUUCCCAGGAUAGAUAUAUUUUCUUAGUCUUGAGGAAUAAUUCUAGAUGAUGUAUAAUUUUGCCAUGAUAAAUUCCCAUUGCUUGUAAAGAAAUCAUUAAAGCUGGUGGUUUAAAAGUCCAUGAUAAGGAACACCAAAGGCGGUGUUUGUUUCCAUGGCUGUGGAAACUUAAACAUUUCAAGGGGAAGGGAAUGGACCGAGUUUUGUGGGUGGGAAACAGUGGAAAAUAGCUAAUGUGGCCAUGUUUACAAAAACUGCUUUGAAUGGCCACCGGCAGCUUUUUCCCCUAAAGAUCUCUAGUCUGUGUAGCACAACCUUUUUGCUCCAUGAAUUUAAAUGCAUAUAUUGCGCAGUGAAAAUUGUAGCACCCACUCACAAGGAAAUUUGCCUCUAAUUGUAUACUGUGUCUAUUUAAGCACAGGCUUCUUCAGUGUUUGUAAGAAGCAUUAGGAAAAAUGAAAAUUAUGAUAUUUUUAUGGGUUUAGCUGAGACCCAGAACACCUGGGUUUCUUGGAAUUUUUAUUUUCAGCCAGGUGCGGGAAUUAAGCCCAACAGAAUCAACUCCGUACAUUAACCCGUCCGUUUCUCCCGUCUUCGUUCCUUCGGUCGUAUUUAUAGCCAGUGCACCCUCAGUGUAACGUGUGUGCAGCACCCUUACUCGAUAUUUACCAUUUUGGCUUGGCACCUCCUUCACAGCCGGAUAAUUCAGGCGGCAGAAAAACAUGAGGGGCCUGAAGUGUCUGGAUAAUUGAGACCAAAGUGUAUUUUGGAUAGUUGAAAUACCCCGAUAAAUUCCUAUUGUAAUCACGCCCUUGGAGUGUGGACAUUGGUUUCAGAAUUUGAGUGAAUGAAGAAGCGUUAAAAGAGAAAUAUGAAUUAAUUCACCUUUGCCUGGAGACACCUGGCUCAAGUGAAACUGCAUUCCAUUUUUCAGAGUGCCCUCUACUGAGUCUCUGUGAUGGUGAGACGCUUCUCACUUUGCAGGCGGAAGCCGAUCCCAAAGACCGGACGCCAUAAUGGAGAAUUGUAUUUCUGUUUGCCCCGUCGGUUGCCUUUCGCCCCCAAUUCCCGUCUUUGUCGAGGCUGGCCGCGGCGUUCGGCGUCACCAUCAAUUCAGUCGUAUAUGUGAAGCGCUUACUGUGUGCAAAGCACUGUACUAAGCGCUUGGGAGAGUACUGCACAACUUGAUGGCAUAACCAUUUCCCCGUACCUUGAGGCUGAUUUUAGUAUUGAAGGAAUCAUUUUAUUGUUUAAUAUUUAAACACUGUUUAAUAUCUGUUUUUGUUGUUAAACUAGUAUUAAAGCUGGAUGGAAAUGAGACUAGUUUGGGACGCACAUACUUCUGGUACCAGAUGCUGGAGUUUGUUUUUAGUUUUUGUUGUUUUUUUCCAGGAAACUUUUGGUAAUCACAACUCAGAAGUUAAUUUCUGAGAGAGAACUUCUUGAAUCUUAACAUGGAAAAUAGUAGAGACCUCUUUUUAAAAUGAAUAAGGAGGUAAUUUUUUAAUAGACUCACAUAUUUAAAAGGUAGAAAUGACUCCUUUAGUUACGAGGGAUGUUGCAGGGAUUUAUUUUUAAUGAAAUCAUUUUGUGACCCACAAGUGAUCUUAGGCAGCAAAAUCUUUUUAAAAAUUACUUUCUGAUACUGUAAAUUAUUACCUUUUUAUAUUCAAACUAAAGAUUACCCUAACGUUGAAAGUAUACUAUAGGCAUCGUGUUUGUAAAGUGUUCAUUUAUGGUGAAAAUUAUGGUGUGGUGCUCUAUCAGAUAAAUACUUAUCUGAAUGUCAAAUUUGUGUUUAGCGUUUUGAAACUUAAUCCGCAUAUAAAACAUUAUGGACUUCUCUCCUUGUCUGAAGCCACCAACAAAACAAGUUUGAUUGUUACAGUUUCUCAUUUUACAAACUUUGGUCUGGUCACAGUUAAUGGCUUAGAUUGUGGUUCUAAACUUUAAUGUUUUGAGGUUGUGUUCAUUUUAAUGCAUAAGUUAUAACUGAUGCCAAGUUCUUUAUUAAAAGCAACGUGUUCAUGAAAAAUUAAAAAUCCCAGCCUGAAGAAACUGUUGGCUUAUCAGGUUAAAGCUCAUGUAGAAUGCUAGAAGAAGUCAUCUGUAAAAUCACAAGUGCCAUAAAAAUUUGCUUUGAUGAAAUACGGA